AUGCCUCCCAGGAUACCAGCGCGCUUGACGGCGCAGUGCUGCCGGGCAGCUCUCGAGCCCUCCAAGUCGACUCCCCUCAUUGGCGCUUUCGCCGCGCUUUCAGUCCAGACCCGCAGUGCUUCCAUUCUCGCCGAUCUCAGAGACAACGACGGAGCCUACCAGAAGCGCAUUCGUGUUGGUCGUGGUCCGUCUGCGGGCAAGGGAAAGACGUCCGGAAGAGGUCACAAGGGUCAGAAGCAGCAUGGAAAGGUGAACCCGUGGUUCCAGGGUGGUCAGACACCCCUUCUGUUCUCAAGAGGUAAACUGGGUUUUGAGAAUCUUCGCGCUCCCGUCAUGUCGGAAGUGAACCUCGAUAAGCUGCAGGAGUGGAUAGACCAAGGCCGAAUCGACCCUACGAAACAAAUCACACCAAAGGAGAUCAUUCAGUCGAACCUCAUUGGUACCAUCAGGGAUGGUGUCAAGAUCCUCGCCCGUGGUGCAACCAACCUCAAGCAGCCCAUUGACAUCAUGGUCUCGCGCGCCUCCUCGGCGGCCAUCGAUGCCAUCGAGAAGGCAGGCGGCAAGGUUGUGACCAGAUACUACACAAAGCAAUCAAUAAAGCGACUGGUGGAGGGCAAAAGUGUCAACACUGCUCUUCCUCUGCCCGUGGGGCCUGAACAUGUUGGCCCGGUACUGGAGCAGGUCCGCCAGAAGGGCUUUUUCUACAGAUUACCCGAUCCCACAAGCCGUUGGGACAUCGAGUACUACAGAGAUCCGGCACACAGGGGUUAUUUGAGCCACACCCUCAAGCCAGGCGAGUCGCCAUCACUCUUCUUCAGGGUGCCUCCCACCAAGCUCGCCAAGUCGAAGAAGCAGAAGACGGCGAAGAAGGAGGAUACCAAGCUUUGGGAGAAGUUGUAG
Truncatella angustata is the source of this 900-nucleotide messenger RNA. Its product is annotated as ribosomal protein L18e/L15P. Gene Ontology annotation, cellular component: mitochondrial large ribosomal subunit. NCBI's taxonomy places the organism in Eukaryota, Fungi, Ascomycota, Sordariomycetes, Amphisphaeriales, Sporocadaceae. The transcript is spliced from 2 exons. Bases 1 to 900 code for a protein of 299 amino acids. The record is from RefSeq and is a predicted model, not a curated record. Gene Ontology annotation, biological process: translation. Gene Ontology annotation, molecular function: structural constituent of ribosome.